AACAAUAUGGCGGACGCGCCGACGUAAAUCACGAUUUAUACUAAAAACAUACAAAUUUUCCAGCGUAUUCAUAGCACAUCGCAAUGAAGCCACAAGUUCUCUGGUCACCGCACAGUCAAGACAAGUUCAUCACGUACAGCACUGAUAUAUGUUUGUACAGGACUGUCACGGGAAAGGAUGUUGCAUCUAAAGCAGAUGGAAGCAAGAGUCAAGGUAUAGCUUUGUCAGAAGAUUGCAUUGCCUAUCUCUCGUCUGUAAUAAAUGAAGUACAACUGUUAAAGUGUGUUGCUUGGUACCCACAAAGUGAACCUGAUGAUCUGCUAGCCAUAGGACAAUCAAAUGGAAAAGUUAUUGUUACAAGUUUUGCCAGUGAGAAAAUUCAAUCAAACUAUGGACUCAGAAGAGAAUUUGUUCCUAGACAUCCAAGACCAUGUAAUAGUCUUGCUUGGAACCCAGUAACAAGUAAUCGACUUGCAGCUGGACUUGACAAACAAAGAAAUGAUGUUUCCUUGUUGGUAUGGGACAUCAACGUACAACUUACUGUAAGAGAUAUUUCAGGACAAGAAAAACAAAGCCGACAUCCAACAGCCAUAAGUGGAAAGCAGUCACCUAUUAUGGGAUAUGGAGUUCCAGAUUCCUCACUUUCAGGACAUCGACCUUUAGUUGAACUUUCAACUUCAGAGCCAACAAUAUCACUAUCUUGGUUUCCUCAUGAGCCUAAUACUUUGAUUGCUGGUCAGGGACCCAAGUUCCUGAGAGUCUAUGAUAUCCGAGAUACUAGUCAGGCUCAUAGUGCUGCUGUAACUAAGGCUGUCUGUGGAGUAGCRGUUGAUCCUCAUGUUGAAAAUAGAGUGGCCUCAUUCUCAGAGUGUACACAAGGAGUAAGUGUUGUCUGCAUUUGGGAUAUCAGAAACUUUGAAAAGCCAAUGAUGACCUUACCCCAUCAAAAUUCUAUCAAUAACAUAGCAUGGAGUCCAACACGRUUUGGUUUAUUGUCAACAUUGACUAAAGAUAGUUCUGUUGUUCAGCUCUAUGAUAUUCAGCAUGCACAAUGGGGGUCUUCUGGGUACGAUAGCUAUGAACUAGAUGCAGCUGUUAUUGAAAGAACAGCAAAAGCUUCUUUGUCAGAGGUUUCAUCAUUUUGUUGGCAUCCCUCACAAGAGAAUAGAAUGUUAACUAUUUCACCAACAGGUGUCAGUAAGUGGUUGCCUGAUGACAUAAGAAAAAUUACUGAUGAUCCCAAGCUUUUGAAGUUAUGGAAAUGGUUUUAUCAAGCAAAAAGACUCAAGGAGCAAGGAAACAGAAAGAAAGUUCAUUUCUUUGGUGUCAAAAGCGUCAUAAGUGGAGAAAACAAUUCAGGGACAGCUGGAAYGUCAUCUAAAAGUGUUGUAGAUAUGUCACGACAAGAACAGAGAGUCAAAGCAGUCACAUAUAUCAGUGACGAAAGGAAAAUGGCUUUGUCACUCUGUGGAUGGAAUUUCUCUAAUGGUAGUGGACCUUUACAAGACUUUUUAAAAAGACUCCGAGAACGUGGCAUGUAUGAGAGAGCUGCUACCAUUGCUUUGUUUAACAAUGAUAUUCGACAAGCAAUUGAGAUUUUGAGUUCUGCAUCUAAAACAGUAACAUAUGAAUCCAGUAAGCGUUCAUCAGUUUCCAGUACCACACUAAACAUGAUUGCGAUGGCGCUGUCAGGGUAUACUCCAGAAAAAGACGCAUUGUGGCGGGAGAUGUGCAGGAAACUAAGCAUAGAGAUCAGUAGUCCCUAYUUAAGAGCAGCAUUUGUUUUUCUUACAUCAGAAGAUGAGAAUUUCGAUAGUAUUCUGCAAGAACCAAGAAUUGAAGUGGAAGACCGAGUAGCCUUCGCUUGCAAAUUUCUACCUGAUAUUAAACUUACAAAUUUUAUUAAUUCUUUGACCACAAAGAUGAUUGAAACAGGAAAUCUUGAUGGAAUCCUGUUGACAGGUAUAACACCUGAUUGUGUUGAUCUUCUUGAGAAUUAUGUAAACAAGACAACAGAUAUACAAACAGCAAGUUUGCUAAUUGUGAAUUCUACACCAAAUAUUCCCAAUGAUGUUGCUAAUGAUCCUAGAGUCAAAACAUGGAUUGAAAGUUAUAGAAAUUUACUUGAUAUGUGGAGAAUGUGGCAUAAACGAGCGCAGUUUGACAUUCAUCAUUCACUUAGAGAUACUACUCGCAAACCAAUUCAACAAGUCUUUGUAACCUGUACUUUCUGUGGUAAUUCCAUCCUGUCUACAUCAGGAGCACCAGAUUCUAGACCAAGGAAGUAUGCCCAAUAUAGCAAUCCAGCAAAUAGGACAAGGAUGAUGGGGUGUCCAGGAUGUCGUAAGCCUUUGCCACGAUGUUCUCUAUGUUUGGUUCAUAUGGGAACACCUUCAACACAACCACAGAAGACUCCAGCAGUUGAUGCAAAUACAGACAAACCCAAGAAUAUCAGAAGCAUAAAUCCUUUUUCUAAUUGGUUCACCUGGUGCCAGUCUUGCCGACAUGGUGGUCAUGCCCACCACAUUGUUGAUUGGUUCAGGGAACAUUCUGAAUGCCCAGUUACAUCAUGUGGCUGCCAUUGUAUGAAAUUAGAUUCAGUUGCUAUGGCAACUCCAGCAGAGGGUGCUGAUAGUAGCACGUCGUUAUCUCCAAUUAGCAAAGAAAAACAAAAUAUAACUUGAUUACACCUUUGACAGUUAGGAAUAACAAGAAAUUGCUUUAGUGGGAUUGUGCAAACAACGUACUUGWGUGAACAGUGCUAAAUAACCAUGUUUCCUUUCAUGGUACAAUUUCACAGUUAUAUUGUUUUAAAAUCUACAAUCAACACUUGCAAUAGUUAUCUAUAGCAAGGCUCAGCCCCAGCAAUAAGAAAGAAAAACUGAACCUCUGGAACCAGGCUAAUAGAUAAUUUGUCUGUUCUUUGCAUAAUUUCAGUGCAGCAUAAUAAUGAUUUGUAUUGAUUUGUAUAGGAGAGUGAUCGCACUUAAUCCAUGCAACUGUACAAACUAAAUAGUUCUAUUUAGUUGUAUUUAGUAAAUCGUGCAU
Exaiptasia diaphana is the source of this 3048-nucleotide messenger RNA. RefSeq names its product GATOR complex protein MIOS. Gene Ontology annotation, cellular component: cytoplasm. The record is from RefSeq and is a predicted model, not a curated record. The coding region runs from base 84 to 2684 and encodes 866 amino acids. Gene Ontology annotation, biological process: positive regulation of TORC1 signaling; cellular response to amino acid starvation. Gene Ontology annotation, molecular function: protein binding. The transcript has 34 exons. Lineage: Eukaryota; Metazoa; Cnidaria; Anthozoa; Actiniaria; Aiptasiidae.